CCAAGAGCCAAGAAACAACAAAAAAAGUGCAAGUGCUGGCCAUAGCUAUAAAAGCGCUGGCCUGUCCACGAUUUAGCAUCACAAAUCAACUGGUCAUUCACUAGCUGACAACUGCAAACACCCCAAAAAAAACAACUCAAAAUGUUCAAAUUCUUCGCCGUCUGCUUCUUCGCUGUUGUGGCUGUGGCUGCUGCCAAGCCUGGCAUCCUGGCCGCUGCUCCUUUGGCCUACACCGCACCAGCUGCUGCUGUCGUCGGUAGCGCUGCUUAUGUGGCACCUUAUGCCUCCAGCUACUCGGCUCACCAGGUCGCCCACAGCGCCGCCUUCCCCGCUGCCUACACCGCACCCAUUGCCGCUCCCCUUGCUGCCGCCUACACUGCUCCAGUUGCCGCUGCCUACUCCGCUCCUCUGGCCGCUGCUUACUCCGCUCCCUUGGCUGCUGCCUACACUCGCUAUGCUGCUGCUGCUCCUUUGGCCUACAGCGCACCCUUCGCCGCUCCCUAUGUGGCUCGUCCCUUCGCCGCCGCCGCUCCUCUGCUGCUGAAGAAGUAAAUGUGGAUCUGAGCGAUCCAUGGGAAUAUUGCGCCAUGUUUUAGCAGCAUGGUUGUGCAUUUAUUUCCCCCCUACUAGCCUGCUUGUGAUUUUGUUACCGAAAUAAAAUGUAAAAAGUUUAAGUUUCAAUGAA
Molecule: messenger RNA, 685 nt
Organism: Drosophila sulfurigaster albostrigata
Lineage: Eukaryota; Metazoa; Arthropoda; Insecta; Diptera; Drosophilidae
Product: larval cuticle protein F1-like
Exons: 2
Coding region: 142-552 (136 amino acids)
Source: RefSeq, a predicted model, not a curated record